CUGAUCAACACAGUGACAGACCCCAAACACACCCACGUCUCAUCGUCUAACUCUCAAGCUGAGUGAAGGGGUAUUUUCAGAGAGCAACUAGAGAAUGUGACUUCCUUUUCAGCUAACAUACAAUCAUAAUUUUAUAGAACAGCAGCCGUCAUCAAAAGGACGUCUCUGCUCUUUCUCUACACUACUAUUCCUUCUCUGUGUGUAUCGGUUAGUCAACCGCUAGCUACCAGUGACAGUGAUAGAUAAGUACAUACAGCCAGAGGAAACAGUCAAAGCCUUAAAGAGAUGUCUGGUGGUCCCUUCUCCUCCUUCUCCAAACAGGGAAUACUGCUUCUCCUACUCUCCAACCUCCACUAUGUUGUGGGUGUUCCUCUGAUCAUCAACAAGAGAGUGGGGGACUCCGUGGAGCUGCUGGCAGGCUUAGAGACAGAACAUAUAAAAUCCUUGGUGUGGAAGUUUAUGGGAAAGGAUAUUGCAGAAUUCAAUUCAGAGGUUGUAUAUUCACCUGCAUCCCAGUUUGAGGGGAGACUAAAGAUGAACGCCAAAAACUACAGUUUAACAGUCAGAGAACUGACACUGCAAGACUCAGGUGAUUUUCUACUUACAGGUGAAGAGGACAAAGGUCAGAUUGGCAGUAAGACCAUCACUCUGAAGGUCCACGAGUCUAUAUCCAAGGUGGUGAUCCACACAGACAUCAAGCUAUUGGCCAACCACUCCUGUACGGUACGGCUGGUGUGCAACGUGUCCUCCGACCCCAACAUUACCUACACCUGGGAGAGAGACAAUGAGAUCUACGGGGACGCCCAGCAGAUUCACUUCUCUCUCUCACCAGAAGAGAGAGACAUCAGUGUAAAGUGCAACGCCUCCAACCUAGUCAGUUGGAAAACUGCUUUUGAGAUGGCAAAGUGUAGUAAUGACACAACCACCCCAGGACUGACAUGGUAUACCAUCUACAUCGGAAUAUCAGUAGGAGGCGCUGUGGUGCUGAUCCUCACUGUAGCUGUGGCGGUGUGGUAUUGCAGGGGACGAAGUAACACAGCAGAUCUACCUGACAACACAAUAUAUGCUGAUGUUAUGAUCAACACAAGAAGUAGAGAUACAAGAUCAAACAGUCAUGUAAACCCAAUAUCCUUCUAUGAAACUGUCAAUGAUCUGGUUAUCCCAAGAUUGAACAAGCCGCAGACUCUGUAUGAUAAGAUCGCGUUUGGACGCCCAGAAGGACCCCAGUCUCCCUACCAGAAUGUACUGUGAGCUGAACAGGAUGUGGUCAUAGGUUGGGCCUCCCAUAGAUAUGGAACCCUCUGCAUGCUCUGCAUCUUACACGUGUACUUUCUGUAGAUAGGCCUAGACUUUACUGUCUAUUUGCUUACUUUAACUUCUUUCUCCUUUUGAUGAUUCUCAUAUAUACAGUAUGUCAUAAGGCCUUAUGCCUUUCUUUGAAGGCCUAGUUACAAUUACAGUGCAUUGCGAAAGUAUUUGUCCCCCUUGAACUUUGCGACCUUUUGCCACAUUUCAGGCU
Oncorhynchus mykiss (rainbow trout) is the source of this 1519-nucleotide messenger RNA. RefSeq names its product SLAM family member 8-like. Gene Ontology annotation, cellular component: membrane. Lineage: Eukaryota; Metazoa; Chordata; Actinopteri; Salmoniformes; Salmonidae. The record is from RefSeq and is a predicted model, not a curated record.